Messenger RNA from Lepidothrix coronata (blue-crowned manakin), 1570 nucleotides. Its product is annotated as organic solute transporter subunit alpha-like. The transcript is spliced from 8 exons. Gene Ontology annotation, biological process: bile acid and bile salt transport. The record is from RefSeq and is a predicted model, not a curated record. Gene Ontology annotation, molecular function: transporter activity. Lineage: Eukaryota; Metazoa; Chordata; Aves; Passeriformes; Pipridae. Gene Ontology annotation, cellular component: plasma membrane; endoplasmic reticulum membrane. The coding region runs from base 1 to 1116 and encodes 371 amino acids.
AUGGACGGCGAGGCGAACGGGACCCUCCACCCGUCCUGCGGCGCCAGCGAGCCGCCCUACUCCGAGGAGCUUCUCCGGAGCCUCGACCUACCAGGGAGAUUUCUCUUUGCAACUUUGACUCUGAUGACACUAAUUGCCAUUCUGGUAUUUAUAGAGGAAGCAGUCUACAUCUACAGGAAAAUCCCCUCCUCCAAAAGAUCAAUCAUAAUUUGGAUUAAUGCUGCAGCUCCAGUGAUCUCUACUACUUCAUGCAUUGGCAUGUGGAUUCCUCGCUCAACAAUGUUUACAGAUUUCACAGCAGGAAUAUUUUUUGCCAUAGUUAUCCACAAGUUCCUGAUGAUGAUGAUCAAAGAGUGCGGAGGUCAAAAGCUGCUGCUCAGGCGGUUUGAAAAGAGUCACUUCACGAUCAGCACCGGUCCCUGCUGCUGCUGCUGCCUUUGCCUCCCUCGUGUGCCCAUCACUAGGCAAACCCUCUUUUGGCUGAAGGUGGGCACCUUUCAGUUUGCUGUCUUUCGACCUGUGCUCGUAUUUUUAUCAAUAGUGCUUUGGAGUAAUGGCAAUUACCUCCUUGACAAUUUAUCUCCCAAAGAACCCGCGCUAUGGAUUAACAUCUUCAUGGGUGUCCUUACCCUUACUGCUCUGUGGGCAGUUGGAAUCGUGUUUCGAAAAGUUAGGACUCUCCUUACCUGUAAGAACAUUAUCCCAAAGUUUGCCCUUUAUCAGUUUAUUGUUGUUCUGAACCAGCUGCAGACCGUUAUUAUCCGCAUGUUGGCCACACAAAGAAUCAUUCCCUGUGCUCCACCACUCUCCUCUACAGCAAGAGCAUCAUAUAUAGCCCAGCAGCUUCUCAUCAUGGAAAUGUUUCUGAUAACCGUAAUCUCAAGAGUCAUAUAUCGCAGAAAAUACCAUGACCUGGAGCCCCUGGAGUGCACAGCUGAAGAAGCUAGGGACAAGAAGCAGACUUCUAAGAUUAUCCCGAAUGGUGCAGUUGUUGAAGAUGGAUUGCCAAAAUUCUGCAAUAAGCCCUCCUGUUCUGCAGUAGCUGGAAGCUCAGCUCAGGAAUCUGUAUAUUCUUGCACCACAAACAGCCACUGUCCGUGUCAGAACAACUUCUGACACAAAUGUCUGUGAGCUGUAGAACUGCAAGGACCAGUAGUGGAAAGAUAACCCUGUUCAUUCUCCAGAGAUGCAAACAUGGUGUGUUUUCAUACCAUGUAAUUUAGUAAGAUUUUAUACCAUGUACUUUUAUGCUGUUACUUGAAGGUGCCAAACUGUCAAUGUGAUUUUUUUUAUUUUUAUUUUUUAGCUAUUAGAAUGGAUAUGAUUUAGAGUUAAUCCAGAGACAUUCUUGUUCAUCUUUUUUAUCUUUUUAAAAUCUAAUUUUACCCUGCAUUGCUGUCAUAUGUCCAAAGCAGCAUUUUCUCAUCCUUCCUCCAUUACAAUAGAUCAUUUCCCACUCCAUGCCAUGAGCUCACUAUAGUUAAUUCUGAUCAGUAAAUACAGUUGCAUAUGUUUGAUCUGAAAUCCCCAAACCUGUGUGGGCUCUCCAUCUACAGAAAUCAUGAUCUUU